GGCAUGCAUCAGGCAUAGCUUCGUCAUAACGUAUGAAUCCAAAAUUACCACUCCGCUCUAUCGCAAACUCAUUUAUCUUUGUAAACAGAGAGCUAAUACUUGAUAAAAUUAACUUGGAUCACUCUAAAAGACGAGAGCAUCGCGUCUAAAAAGGCGGUAAAACUAUGUAUAGAUAAUUAGUGAGAGACUUUGCGGACAACAUGGGGUGGAACAUCGCUGUGUGCUGCCUCUACUUUGUUGCCAUGACGGCUGCUCAUCCUUACACAAUCCACCGCAGUCGACGAGAGGCCGCUAAAAACAGCGCGGGAGGUUCUUGUGCCGCUGACCGAUAUCGCUGUGACAACGGUAAAAAGUGCAUACCUCUCAAAUGGAUUUGUGAUUCCGUCGCUGACUGUGACGACAAGCGGGAUGAAAGGAACUGUAUUCCAGCCAAUCAGAUCGCAGGAUUAAACAGCAAAGCUAUAGAAGAGGCAAAAAAUAUAUUACAGGAGUCAACCGUAAAAGGAGGAUGUGCAGAAGGCCAGUUUGCUUGCGAAAAAACAAACAAGUGCUUGGCCAAGAGUUCGUUGUGUGACACAGUCCAUGACUGUGACGAUGGAAGUGAUGAGAAGAACUGUCCCAUCAGCAGCCGAGAUGAAGAAUUUGGUUGUGGAUCCGACAAGUUCACUUGUGACAACGGGGCGAAGUGCUUACCGCUGACCUGGUUGUGCGACAGCAUCACUGACUGUAUGGAUAGUAAGGACGAACACAACUGUCCGGCUACAAUCCCCGGAAAAACACUUGCGCGAGCAGCCCAAGAUGCUGCAGUGACCGCUGCCCAGGAAGCCAAACGCGCUGCACUUGCCGCUGACAAUAUGAUGAAAAAAGCGCAGGAAGCUGUAGAGAAGGCGAAGCGAGCAAUGGCGAUUGCAGAGGCUAAUGAGAGUUAAAUGCGUGUAGCUUUACUUAGAAUUAAGCCAUAACAUUUUAGGACCCAUAAAGCAAGAUUGCCAUCUGUGGGGACAUCAUGCGGUCUAUCUUAACCGUCCGCAAGCUAAUAAUGGUCUGGCCUGUUGUGUGUGGGGUGCCAAAUUGAAAACAAAAAUAUUCAGCAAUCUUGUCGACCAGUACCCUUGAAACCAAAGGCUCAUUUGUUUUUAGCAAAAAGAAGAGAAAGAGAGAGUAGGGCUGACGAAGCACUUUUAUACUAACAGGGGGUGGGUAAAGCGGAAUUUUACCGUCUGGAACCCAUGGCACACAGUCAGCAAACCCUUAUUGAUCGAAAACUUUGUUUUAUUUCUUUAUUUUUUUUAAGCUUUCCGUUUCGACUGUUUACGCCAUCCUGUCACCGAGAUGUCCACUCCAAUAGUUUUACGUCUAGGAAAAUGAGAACUGAAGUUUAUAGAUGAGUGUCGUAGCGUUAGGAAGCUUUUAAAGCAGUUACAGUCACUGUUAUUGUGUGUACUAUAUGCUUUCUAGUAAAAUUUAAGACAAAAAAAAAA
Molecule: messenger RNA, 1481 nt
Organism: Nematostella vectensis (starlet sea anemone)
Lineage: Eukaryota; Metazoa; Cnidaria; Anthozoa; Actiniaria; Edwardsiidae
Product: LDL receptor repeat-containing protein egg-1-like
Exons: 8
Coding region: 201-929 (242 amino acids)
Molecular function (GO): protein binding
Source: RefSeq, a predicted model, not a curated record